AUGGCGCGGCUCUCCGGUCUGCAGCGCGAGGUAUUGUCCCUGUACCGCCAAUGUCUGCGUGAGAUCCGGAAAAAACCUACUGUAGGAGUCUUUCUUAUCUUUCUGUUUUUUUGGUUCCCUCAGACUGAACAUCCCCAGGAGUCCAGAGCCAACUUCAAGGCCUAUGCCCGCGCGGAAUUCCAAAAACAUCUCUCGGUGAGCAAGAAAGACUUCGGGGCCGUCGAGUACCUGUUGCGCAAAGGCCAGCGCCAGCUGGAGAUGUACGCGGCACCGGGGAUCCGCAAUAUCCGGUGA
Messenger RNA from Penicillium lagena, 294 nucleotides. RefSeq names its product succinate dehydrogenase assembly factor 1. The record is from RefSeq and is a predicted model, not a curated record. Gene Ontology annotation, cellular component: mitochondrion. NCBI's taxonomy places the organism in Eukaryota, Fungi, Ascomycota, Eurotiomycetes, Eurotiales, Aspergillaceae. Gene Ontology annotation, biological process: mitochondrial respiratory chain complex II assembly. The coding region runs from base 1 to 294 and encodes 97 amino acids. The transcript has 2 exons.